Messenger RNA from Chenopodium quinoa (quinoa), 707 nucleotides. RefSeq lists its product as uncharacterized. The transcript is spliced from 3 exons. The coding region runs from base 152 to 556 and encodes 134 amino acids. NCBI's taxonomy places the organism in Eukaryota, Viridiplantae, Streptophyta, Magnoliopsida, Caryophyllales, Amaranthaceae. The record is from RefSeq and is a predicted model, not a curated record.
UCAGUAUUUCGAUGAUCUAGAGUACGAUGAUGUUGAUGAUGAAGAUGGCUGUAUAGGGCCACUUGAUGAUGUGAAACUUGAAGCUGAAUUAGCCCUUAAAGUAAUUCAUCACUAUAACAAGCACAAGAGAGCAAAACUGAAAUUAGUACGGAUGAUAAGGGCCAAUGUUAUUUUUAGCUAUCUUGAUCAUUACUACAUUACAUUUUCUGCCGUUGAUGAAGAUACUGGUUGUAUUGGUACAUACCAAGCUGCACUGGCAGAGCGAGGGUCAAUCCGCAUUAUCGGGUUGUUUAGAGAUGUUGAUGCUGAUAAAACCCUGUCUAUUCUUUCAAUCAAAGGGGCAGAAGAAGAAGUGAAUUAUAAGUUGAAUUCUCGGGCAUCUAUCCAAGCUGAACAUCAACUGAAAGCUGAAUCAAGCAGCUCUAACAGUGUCAGCUCUGAUGUACAUGCAGGGGCAGAAGAAGAAAUGAAUCGUAACUUGAUUAAUGGGGCACCUUCCUUAGAUAAUACAUGUCUAGUGAAACAUGAAUUAAAAAGCAAUGAAUCUGUUAGUUGAAACUAGAACGAAGACUACUCGAAACUGAUGAGAAUAAUGCUGUAUAGUUAAACAAGGGAUUCUGUUACUCUUGCCUUGUGAUACUAAUUUGUUGCAGCACACACUUUAUGAUACCAAGUAAAUAGGUAUUUUUUAUGUCUUUGAAAAUUUU